AUGCGAAGUCGGUAUAAACAAACAAAACAUAUUGAAGGAUUAUUUUGGCGAGCUGCUAAAGCAUAUCGAAUAGAAGAUUUUCAGGAGGCUUUACGGAUGAUCAGAGCUGAAAAUCCAACUGCAACAGCUUAUCUGGAAGGUAUUGACUAUCAACACUGGGCUCGUGCAUACUUUCCUGGCAUCCGAUAUAAUAUCAUGACUACAAAUAUUGCUGAGUCGUUUAAUGCCUUGGCAAGACAAGCGCGAAAGUUGCCAGUGAUGAUGCUUCUUGAAUUUUUGCGCUCAACUUUACAAAAAUGGUUUUAUACUCGCCGCAAUAUGACAGAUGCUUGUACUCAUUUUCUAACUCCAUGGGCUGAAGAGAAGAUGGCCAGUCAUAUCCUAAAGUCAGCCAAUAUGAGUGUCAAGCCGAUAACAAUUGAUCGAUAUGAAGUACAUGGUCCGAGUAAACCUGUUGCUAUAGUUGAUCUUGCUAAAAAGGAGUGUACAUGCAGAAAAUUUCAACUAUCACAAAUAGCAUGUACACACGUUGCAGCAAUCGCCAGAUUUCAAAACCUUUCGCACUGUUAUCCAUGUGUGAACAAAGAUUACUCAACUGAAUAUUGGCAAGCAGUAUAUAGAGAAAGUGUUGAACCAUUGGGUGAUCCAUCAGAAUGGGUGCAAUCAGAAGAAAUACGUAUAGUCCACCCACCUCAGAUGGGACAUCGACGUUCUAGUCGACCUUCGGAACACAAUAGAAGGCUAUUGCAAGGGGAGGAAACCCGUCAAGUUGAAUGUAGUCGGUGUCAUGAGAAAGGACAUACUCGAUUAGUUUGUACAAAUCCUUUGUCAGGUGUUGGGUCUGCAAGAGAGGUGUAA
Messenger RNA from Mangifera indica (mango), 858 nucleotides. RefSeq lists its product as uncharacterized. The transcript is spliced from 2 exons. Bases 1 to 858 code for a protein of 285 amino acids. NCBI's taxonomy places the organism in Eukaryota, Viridiplantae, Streptophyta, Magnoliopsida, Sapindales, Anacardiaceae. The record is from RefSeq and is a predicted model, not a curated record. Gene Ontology annotation, molecular function: zinc ion binding.